UAUUAUUGAGAAAUUUAUGUGUCUGUAUUGUUCAGUGAUAUAACCAGCUUACACUGAAUACCGAUGCAAUUUAGAACUCCUUGAUGAAGCGAUUGUGCCUCACAACAGAAUGAUAAUGCCAAUUGUUUGAACGUUGUGAUAAACACCUGAAAAUACUUUGGAUAUACUUAGGGUGGCUUAUCAUCAACCAUCAAACUUUGUUGUUUUAUUUUCAGCUAUUUGCAAAUUUCCUAAACCAGAGUACUGUGAGGGAAAGGAUUUCAAGGAGCAAGAAACUUUGAAUAACAACAUGAUGGCUGUAGACACUAUGGGAUUUAUUCCAAUGCUUUGCUUGGCGCUGUUGGUGAUCACAGUGGCGGGACGGGCAAUUGAGUCAAACGUCUCUGGUGCGGACCAAAUGCAAAAUGAUGGUGUUGUCAAAAAGGCUGAAGACGGUUUGCGGAAAUACAAUGGACCAGCAGUUCACCACUUCGCAAAACACGGUCUGUGUAACCACAGUUUCGGCAAGAUCAGAUUCUUUAGGGCUCUCCAGAAGCACUUCCAUAACAUAUCAGAUGAUAUGAAAAUCGCAUUUGUCCUUGACGUUUGUAAGAGAGGAGAUCAGAUGCUGACAAAAUGGGUUCAGGAAAUAUUUGACAGAGACGGUGACGGAUACAUCAGCCAUUUUGAAAGAGAUAUCUACAGAUGAGCUUAAUACAACAGCGUUCGUCAUCCCAACUGCUAACCAGCAAAUGAAACCAUUCCUUUUUACGGGUAUCAGUAUUUUCGUAGCGGAUACUUUAUUGAGGAAAAACCUGUCUCCUUUCAAGAGGGGAGUAAUUGGAUGUUUCGGUCGGACAUUUGUAAUGACAAUAGAGCGUGUCUCGAUAUAAAGUCGCUUUCAUAUUUUGUAUACACUUCUGAAAUGUGCUAAGCGUAUGCUAUAAAACCAGGAUGUUUGUAGUUAAGACGCAGAAUAAGAAUGACACGAGUAUAUAAUUAGAAAGCAACGAGCAUCUACGAGAAUAUUUCAUUUGUGAUAUUAUGACAUUUCUAAAUAUUGUCAAUUUUUUCGUUACGUGUAAACUUACGUUAAGUGUGAUCCCAUUGGUCACCACUACAGUCUGUGAUAACCUCGUUUUCGAGGUAUGUAUGCAUUUAUCAGUUGGCAAUGCCUUUCUAUUUAACAAACCCACCUUGUGUGUUUUACGCAGCAAACACGUUCAAGUGCGGAUACUGCAUUGACUAGUCAUGUUUGUUAGAUAUAUUUUGUUUGUUUUGCAUGCCUUUUACCGCCAUGUUAUUAUUUAUUUUAUAGCGCGUCCAAAAACAAGUUUGACCGCAUAGAGAUACUUACAUUUAAUUUAAAAAAACAUAUGUGUACAUAUUUAUUUUGCAUGUAUGUUCAAAUAUUAUCCAAAUUCAUAUAUGAUUAAAC
This is a messenger RNA of Mya arenaria, 1417 nucleotides long. RefSeq lists its product as uncharacterized. Lineage: Eukaryota; Metazoa; Mollusca; Bivalvia; Myida; Myidae. The record is from RefSeq and is a predicted model, not a curated record. The coding region runs from base 290 to 688 and encodes 132 amino acids. The transcript is spliced from 4 exons.